Messenger RNA from Purpureocillium lilacinum, 2436 nucleotides. The record is from RefSeq and is a predicted model, not a curated record. Lineage: Eukaryota; Fungi; Ascomycota; Sordariomycetes; Hypocreales; Ophiocordycipitaceae.
AUGAGCUACGGCCGUGGAGGAGCCAACAUGGGCUACGUCGGCGACGAUGGCGGAAACGCCCUCAUGCCCGACAAUGCCGACCCUCGUCUGGCAAACACUGCCAACCAACGCGGUGGUGGCCAGUGGUCCUCCCGUGGCCGUGGUCGUGGCGGCCGUGGAGGCUACGUCGGUCACGCAAAUGCCUUCACUCACCACGACAUCGCUACAUCUCAGCCUACUCAGCAGACUGGCGGCAGCUUCGCCACCUCGGGCAUGCAGAGCCUUCUGAACCCCGAGUCGAGCAUUUGGGAGCCUCCCGAGAACAUGGUCACCCGAGGGCCGACCUCUUCUGAGCUGGAGCAGAUGUCUCGCCCUGUCGAAACAGCGAUGAAUCGCCCGACCCAGGGUUCUAACCCCGGCGGUGCUUUCCUCUCGUCUCCUUACGCAGGCCAGAUCAACGUGGCCCAGGAGAGCUUCAGCAGCAGCUCCUCCCAGAGCAGCCAGAAUGCCUCGAGUCUGAAGCACGCCGAUGGCGAGGCUCCGAAUGUUGCUCCCGCCGUCCCGUACAACAGCCCUGUCCAAGAGUACAUGCACGUUCCCCAGGCUCACUUAUCUCACUACAGAGAGCUUGUCAGCGAGGCCCGCAACGCCGGUGCGGUCAACAUCACCAAGGCCCGGGCCAACACCAUCAGCACCGACACUGCUUCGUCUGGUACGGCCUUCGAAGGCGCCUCCAACACGUCUGCAAACGAGAGUCAGCCGGCUUCUGAUGCUGGCCAAGCCUCGGGUAUCGUUCUCAGAAACCCGAUUCCCAAGUCAUCAGGUAUUCCGCAGAGCUUCUCUUGCGGCAUCCUCGGACUCGUCAGCCCGACCUCCUCCAAGGUCGGCGACACGGCUGGCAGCGAGUACCCGUUCAGCCCCGCGAGCUCGGGAAACCACACUGAGCCGCCCAACUACGCUCCACGCACGUCUGUUGACAAUGAUCCUCCGCCCAAGUUUGACCCAAACGGCAUUGUGGGCACGAACGUGCAGCCUGCUGCGCAGAUUGCAGCUGCACAGACUGGUUCUGCCUACACAACUGGCCCAGUUUCUACUCAGCACCAUGCCCAUGCCCAGCCGGUUGUGCAGGGAUAUGCAGCUCUGACGAAUUCUGCCUCUUCUCAGCCCACAGGCGCUCAGCAGCAGCAUCACCAGCAGCUCGUCCGCCUGCUCCCGGCAUCUGAGGAGCCCCAGCAGACGCCCUUGACCGUGGCUCCCGUGGGAGACGGCGUUGCCCGCUCCGCUGAGCUCAACAGGCUGAUCAACACGCCUGGCGGCCUUCCGCUGCUCUCGGUUGCCCUGUCUCCGGAAAACUUUCCGUUUGUGGAGGCACCACGCAUGGCUCAGCCCAUCAAUCGUGGUGUUGUCAAACUCAAGAAUAUUCCAUUUGCGACGAAGCGCUCGGAGGUGAUUGCUUUCGUGGGACGCAACUCCAAGAUUCUGAAUGACUGCGAUGAGCCUGUGCACAUCAUCAUGGAGCGGGUCACGUCCAAGACUAUGGAUGCCUACAUCGAAUUCGUCAACCUCGAAGAGGCGAUGAAGGCCGUGGACAAGCACCACUACAACCUCAAGACGGGCCGCGUGAGCCGUCUUGGUGACCGCCCCAUCGAAGUCGAGCUGUCCAGCCAGGCGAGCCUGAUGAAGGACUUGUUCCCUCUCGCCCGCGGCCUGAUCUGGGAUGGCGCGACCCCCCACUUCAAGCCUUACAAUGAGCAGUUUGCGUGGGAGAACUUUCGUGGUUUCAUCUCAGAGGAGGAGAUGGUCAUGCUGAUCAAGCAUGUCGAGGUCCCUCAUCGGUCUCCCUACUCCAAGGACUGCCCUCAGCGUCCCUACGAGUGCCUCAUCAGCACUCUCAAGAAGUUUCCGUGGUUCGUGACCGACCGUAUCACCCUCAGCCAGCGAUAUGCUAUGUACGUCGCCACAGAGAGGCUCCUCCAGGUUCUCGCCGACAAGGUCAAUCGGAACUGCGACCCGAUCAACCUCACGCCGCAGCUUCAGACGCGUCUGACCAACGCGGCCCUCUCGUGCCCGGGCCUCACGCCCCUGAUGAAGGACAGUAUCUCGUACAUGCUCAACGUCUCCGAGGACGAUCAGCGCUAUUUCGGCCAGCCCCAGCAGGCCUAUUCCUGGCGCCACCAGUACGCGCUGGCGCCCCGACCCGGCGCGCCGCUCGAUGUCAUUGACUGGUACAUCUCCAUUAUUCGAGAGCAGACGCAGCGCGAGAUGCUCACGCGCCCGCACGCCGUGCGACGCGAGCUCCAGGAAAAGGGCGAGCAGACGGACAUGUACUGGGGCUACUUCUGGGCCGAGCUGGGCCACAGCUUCGGUCCCCAGUUCGACAGGAUGACGCUGGCAGAGGUCGCGCACGCCGAGUUCUCGGCCGUGGAGCGCAUCCUGUCCCGUGCUCUCCCUCACUGA